AUGUCGUCUUCCAAGUGCGCCGCCGCGGGGAAGCUCCUGGCGCCAUUUUGUAAGUUAGCCUGCAAGCUUGAGCGGCGCUCGGCGAGAAAGCUAAGCGCAGUUGACGCCGGUAUUGCCAAGGCGAUUGCGGAGCACGACGCCAAUGGAACCGAUGCAGCAGUAAGCAGCACGAAGCGUUACGUCUACGAACAGAAGCAACUCCUGCACUAUCGCGUCGUGCGGUUCUUUGACGAGUGCCGCUACCUGGUUUCGGGAGAGUAUUUCCGCACGUACAGCUUUGUGAACUUCAUUUGGGACAUUCGUUUCCUCACCAAGUUCCUGCUGCUGUUUAUUUUUGGCACGCUCUUUGGUCGACAGAGCAUCUUCCCACCUAUCGACCCCAACUCGCCACUCGCGCUCGCGCUGGAGACAAAGGUGAACCCGAACUACUAG
Molecule: messenger RNA, 432 nt
Organism: Trypanosoma conorhini
Lineage: Eukaryota; Euglenozoa; Kinetoplastea; Trypanosomatida; Trypanosomatidae
Exons: 1
Coding region: 1-432 (143 amino acids)
Source: RefSeq, a predicted model, not a curated record